This is a messenger RNA of Raphanus sativus (radish), 1867 nucleotides long. RefSeq lists its product as uncharacterized. The coding region runs from base 559 to 1773 and encodes 404 amino acids. NCBI's taxonomy places the organism in Eukaryota, Viridiplantae, Streptophyta, Magnoliopsida, Brassicales, Brassicaceae. The record is from RefSeq and is a predicted model, not a curated record. The transcript has a single exon.
AUAGACCUGGUGAUAUGAUUAAAAACUAGCGGUGAGAAGAAGCUUCUUACGGGUAUGAAGACUCGGUGUAGGAACAUACCGUCUUGGUGUUGAGUUAUAAAGGAUUCCGACAUUUUUAUCCUUUCGAAAACGGAAGAUUAGUAUUUGUCGAGCAAAGCAUAGGAUGACAUCAUCAAAGACACGUAAGAGAAAAGAAACCCACUGGCGUCAAUUAAGAGAUCGACACGUGUAUCCUCACCGUUGCAUGAAGCAGACAGAAGCUGCAACCGCCUCGUGUUCCUCCCCAGAGACCAGUUACUUACACACACGUCCCUAUAACAUCUCGAACAACCAAAGACUCCAAUUAAAAUUUUCACAAAACCUCGAAUAUACAUUGCAUGUAGUAAAGAAGAUAGGUGUAGGCACGCAUGACGUCCAGCACCAACACGCUUUCCGGUGAUAACCUCUGUGAUUGGUGAACCGAACCACAUCCCCACAACGUCUGUUUGCAAGAAUGGCACAUUAAACGUGUCCCUAUCCCCAACUCUCUCUAACACGUACCCAUCCUUUUCUCUCCAUAUGUCCUUCUUCCUUAAUAUUCGCCUCUCUCUAUUGGCUAUUAACUCUCCUUAUUAUAACCUUACCUCUCUUUGUUCUCCUCAACAUCUAUCGUCUUCUUGUAGUUUUCACGCCAUGAUAAAGAUACUUAGCCCUCAUAACUCGCACCAUUCUCCCUCAACCACCACAACUCUUAAGACAGCGGAGAUCUUGUCCAAAUAUAGACCCAUUGCUCCUAAGCCCAGGACGACCCAAGCAAACGAUGAUAAUGACUCUUCUUCUUCUUCUUGCAUGUCUCACAAGAUCAGCCAAUCUCCUUACCUUCGUCAACUCUGGCCACAGCUUCAAGCUCGUCCUACUAGAACCCGCAAGCGAGGUAGAGGUGGUAUGGGUCCAACGUCUCAUCUUGCGUUGAAGAGGCCCAAGUCAUUAUCUGGUUCUACCACAAACACUUCCACUACUCCUACACAGCGGGUGCUUGGCCCUAUUAAAACGCUGGCGUUUGAGGCUUUUACUCAUGCUAGGUUACCUAAUCUCGCACAAGUUGGCUACGCUUCGGAGAAUGGUGGCUCUUCUGCUUUGGUGACUCUGCCUCUUUUUAAAUGCUCUCCUCCUUUCUCCAAAUGCAUGGAGUCAGAGAUAAAAGGAAAGGGACUUAUUGAUCUGAACAAGAGCGUAGAAGCUAUACAAGAGAGAGACUUCUUGAAGCAACUACAAGAACCCAUCACACCAACUACAACAUCAGCCACAAGCAGAGUCAUAGCACCGCAGCCCAUAAGACCGGUUUCAUCAAGGAUCAACGUCACAUGCAUAAGCCCACUAAGCAACCCGUCUCUACCAUCUCAAAUCAGCAAGAAAUCGCCACAAGAGGUUGAAGAAGAAGUUGAAUCCGAUGUGCUGCCUGCCAUAAUCUCCGAUUCAAACAACAAGGUCAGGCUGGUGAACUCGGCAUACAAGGAGAUGAUGGGACAGCCCGAGUGCUCGUGGCUAGAUUCGAUGGUGAGAGGGAAGAGGAUAUGUGGGGAAGUGAUGAUUCAUUUCUGCGAUUCCAAGAUUCCAGAGGAUAAAAGCUUUUCAUGCUGGGUGAAGAUAGAGUGGGUAAGAAAAGGUAAGGAGGAGAUUGUGCAAGCGUUCUGCGAUGUAAUGAAACUUGACUGCGGUUCCAAGGAUUAUGUCUUUACGUGGAGGUUUCACACAACCAACAAAGAAACUUGUCAGUCAAGCUACAAUGCUUAAUUAGGUUUUGGAGUAUGCGUGUUGCUCUGUUUAAGUAAAUAUCGUUUAGCGGUACUCUCUAUUGUAAAUACACUAUGAAGAACAACAAGUUACU